UUUAGUUACAAGGUCAUAUGCUCUAAUUACAACCGGAAUAUGGGAGUUUUCUCUGUUAUAAAAAGCGAGUCUUUACCUCAGUAGUUUAUAUCUGCUUAUUAUCAUCCAAUAUUCCAAUCAGAUUUAACGAGAAGCGCUACCUUCAAUCACCCACCAAACAAAAAGAAACCCGAGCCUUAGUCAGGAAGAACGUGUGCUUUUUCGGACAGUAGCGGUCUAAAAAAAAAUGUUAAAGAAAAAACAUGUUCUCCAAGUUUCUAAAAGCAGCCUUACGACAGUAAUAUUACAACGUAUCCGAUUAAAGGAAUGGCACUGUUUUUCUUUUCUUUUAAUAUGGAAGGAAUUAGCAUCAUUAAUGGUUGACAGAUGAACUUCAUUCAACCAAAAAUCCAAUUUUAUAUUUCCAAAAAAAAUCACUCAAAUGGUUCCAUUUUAGUCUAAUUAAAGCAAAUUUCUUCAGAGCAUAUUCGAUGAUGGCUUUUAGUUUUGCAUAGGACGACUGGAAAUAUUUGUCGUCGUUUUUUUCUCACCAACGUAUCUGGUCAUCAAUUAUUCAAUUAUAGUAUGAGCCACUGGAAAAGUUCAAAUCUUUUUUCCCUUGGGAACUCCUUUUUUGUACUUUACCAUACAUAGAAUUACUGUCUAUCCUCAUCAAGAGAUUCCAAAAAUCCGCAUUUUUAUUCUUUAAAUUUCCAUUAACAAGCAAUCAAGACUCAAGAUUAUUACUUAGUCAUUGCCCAUCAUUUUGGUAUAUAACGUUCAUCUGAAUCAAACCCAGGUCAAGAGAAGAUAGGAUCUUUUCUUUGUCCUGUAUAUCUAGCAGAGAAGGAAAAAAAAACCCACAAAGCAAAGUUUUUUUUUCUGAUUUUUCUGAAUAGAGAAAAUGGCGUUGAUGGAAGCGAUCCUUAAUGUUCCAGCACUUCCUUCUGCUGUUGCUGUGGGUGGUCCUGCGGUUGCUAUUGGUGGCCUUUCACUGUGGUUAAUCAAAGCAUAUGCAGAUGAUCAGAGGAGGAAAGCUUCUUCCAACCUUCCUCCAGUACCUGAAGUACCAGGGCUGCCAGUGAUAGGGAAUUUGCUGCAGUUGAAAGAGAAGAAGCCCCACAGGACUUUUACUAAAUGGGCUGAGACCUAUGGACCCAUUUAUUCCAUCAAAACUGGUGCCAACAAAAUGGUGGUCCUUAAUUCUAAUGAGGUUGUCAAGGAGGCUACUGUGACCAGAUACUCAUCCAUCUCAACUCGGAAGCUCUCAAAUGCGUUGAAAAUCCUCACUUCGGGUAAAAGUAUAGUUGCCAUGAGUGACUAUGAUGAGUUCUACAAGGUAGCAAAGAAAAUUUUGCUCACAAGUACUUUGGGAACUAAUGCACAGAAACGACAUCGUGUGCAUAGAGACUUACUUGUGGAGAAUAUCUGCAAAGAAUUUCACAGUUCUUGUCAGACGUCUCUUGAACCUGUAAAUUUCAGGGAUAUAUUCCUCUCAGAACUUUUCAGCCUCUCACUAAAAGAGACUCUUGGGAAAGAUGUGGAGUCAAUUUAUGUGGAGGAACUAGGAACCACAGUUUCAAGGGAGGAGCUACUUAAGAUCUUAGUGCAUGAUCAAAUGGAGGGUGCACUUGAGGUGGACUGGAGGGAUUUCUUCCCAUAUUUAAGAUGGAUUCCAAAUAAAAGCUUUGAGAAUAGAAUCCAGCUGAUGGAUAAACGGCGGACUGUAGCCAUGAAGGCUCUUAUUGAGGAUCACAAAAAGCAUUUUGAACCAGGACAGGAACUGAAGUGUUAUCUCGACUUCUUACUGACUGAAGGAAAGGAAUUUACAGAGAGACAAAUACUGAUGUUAUCAUGGGAAACUAUUAUUGAAUCAUCAGAUACUACUUUGGUUGUAACAGAAUGGGCUAUGUAUGAACUUGCUAAAAAUCCAGAGAAACAGGAGCGUCUGUAUCGUGACAUUCAAAACGUUUGUGGAGUAAACAAGAUUACUGAAGAGAAUCUGUGUCAACUUCCAUAUUUGGCUGCUAUAUUCCAUGAAACUUUAAGAUAUCACAGUCCAGUGCCUGUAGUUCCUCUAAGAUAUGUGCACGAAGACACUGAAUUAGGUGGAUAUCACAUUCCUGCUGGAACCGAGGUAUUAAUUCCCCAGGAUCUAUUUCUUUUUUUUUUUCCUUCUUUUGCUAGGGAUCUCAUACCUAGGUCAUGUACUUUUCUAUUUUAUGUACCUGUUCUAGAUUGCUCUAAACCUUUAUGGAUGCAACAUGGACAAAAGUGUUUGGGAGAACCCUAACGAAUGGAAGCCUGAGAGAUUCCUUGACGGACAAUCUGAUCAUAUGGAAUUGCACAAAACAGCAGCCUUUGGAGGGGGGAAGAGGGUGUGUGCAGGUGCUCUCCAGGCUAUGUUAAUCUCAUGUGUCUCGAUUGCUAGGUUAGUGCAGGAGUUUGAAUGGGGAUUAGCAGAAGGAGAAAAAGACAAUGUUGAUACCAUAGGGCUGACAAACCAGAAGCUUCGUCCUCUACGGGCAAUCAUUAAGCCAAGAACUUGAUUCGCAAAAGGAUAUACGCCAACUAUACCUCAGGAGUUGCUUCUUGUUAGAAUUAGUGAUUACAUGUGUCAUAGUAGUGUCGUGUGUGCUAUUGCUCUUUCUUACAAGAAGGGCAGAACUAUCGAGAAAAUACUUCUUUAUAUUCGCAUUAUUACUAUGAUAAGGAACCUGAACCAUAGACAACUUUUGCAUCACCCAGGCCUGAAUUGUGUCACUGACAUUAAGCUCAUAGAAAAUGGCAUGAGACACGAGGUACAUGACACUAAGCAGUUGCAUAAUGCACGUAGAAAGACAAUGUAUCUGUGUUACCUCUAAAUAUUUGAGUUAUGGCAGGGCUUUAUAGUACUUGGAAUGGACUUGAAGGAUCAAUGUUUUCUGUUAAGAUUUUUGUACUUGAGAAGAAACUUCAUCCACAGCGCAAAUGGUAGCUGAUGAAAUUUGGAAGGCCUGUCUAAAUAUAAUGCAACCGAAGCUGAUACUUUGAUUCUUCAGUCUCCAGCCCAUAAACCCCUCAUAGACUAAUGGGUUCGGCUCCUUGGUCUCAAAGAAUUCCCGCUUACUGCCUCAGUGGCCCAAAAUUUCAACCCCAAAAUUUUAACUAUGUGAUUAUUUUGCACGGAAAUGUAAAUGUUACAUCGUUGAAAUCCCAUUAUUUUGUCAAGUUAUUUUACAUUUUUACUCAUUGAAAUUCUAUAUUUCAGUAAAAAAAUUUGACAUUUCCGUAUGCAACCAAAACAAAGGGUGAAGCUCA
Molecule: messenger RNA, 3279 nt
Organism: Oldenlandia corymbosa var. corymbosa
Lineage: Eukaryota; Viridiplantae; Streptophyta; Magnoliopsida; Gentianales; Rubiaceae
Source: the annotation of a GenBank genome assembly